This is a messenger RNA of Penicillium argentinense, 1158 nucleotides long. Its product is annotated as PRCC domain-containing protein. NCBI's taxonomy places the organism in Eukaryota, Fungi, Ascomycota, Eurotiomycetes, Eurotiales, Aspergillaceae. The transcript has a single exon. The record is from RefSeq and is a predicted model, not a curated record. Gene Ontology annotation, cellular component: nucleus. Bases 1 to 1158 code for a protein of 385 amino acids.
AUGGCGCUGGUAGCCUACUCCGACUCUGAGGGCUCGGAUGCAGAGCCUGACACCGCGCCCGCUCCAUCCACUCAGACAAAGAAGCCCGACUCCGGCUUCACGGUCAACCGCAGCAACCCGCGCAAGAUUCAAGUCGCCCUCCCGCAGCUCAAGUCCGAGAAUCCGAAAGACCAGGAUGCUGACAAUGGACCCGCUCGCAAAAAAGCUCGGCUAGGCGGAGGCUCCGGUGGAGGCUUCAGCGGCUUCCUACCUAAGCCCAAACGCGCAGCGGACAAAAAGUCAUCGGUGGCGUCGACGCGGAAGAUCUUCGAUCUGAAGACAGGUGCAGAGCGUGGGUUUGAUCGGGAGGCAGAUGCGGAAACGAAAUACAAGACUGAGAACGAUGCUAGUGGAGAGCAGGAUACGCCUAGCAAUCCAGCACAAUCGACCUCCAAAUCCAACAGUGCACCGGCCACGCAGACACCCAUCGGAGAGGUCAAAUUGCAUGGGAAUCCGAUGAUGUUCAGACCGCUGUCGGUUGGACGUCCUCAGAAGAAGAAAAAGACCACCGCCCAAUCCUCAUCUUCAGGGCCAGCUCCGGCCGCGGCGAAGCCCGUUGAAAAACCACAAGAACCAAUUUCAAAGGGUCCCGUUGAAACUGCACCACCCCCACUUAAACCCAAAGUCAGCCUCUUUUCCUUGUCAAGGGAAGAUACCGAAUCAACAGACAAUAAUUCAACAUCAACGGGAGCCUAUGAACCCCUGGUCUAUAACAACGAAGCCGAAAUACCCUCAGUUGGUCCGGUGCCAGCGCCGGACUUCACACCCACCGUGCCAAACUAUGCGCCAGUAAACCCUGUUACAUCAUCUCUCAAUAAUAUUGCCGACGACCUUAACCUAUCCAAAUCCCAACGACGCCAACUCUUUGGUCGAAACGCUCCCUCUGCCGACUCGAAAGUUCUCACUUUCAACACAGACCAAGAGUACGCGCAUAACCAGGCUGCGGCCGAGACGGAACUUGCUGCUACCCAGCACAACCCUGUCCGUGCCAUUGCCCCUGGCAAGCAUUCUUUGCAACAGCUUGUCAAUGCGGCGGCUUCGCAGAAAGACGCUUUGGAGGAGAGCUUUGCGGCGGGCAGAAGAAACAAGAAGGAGGCUGGGUCAAAAUAUGGUUGGUGA